UCUUACAAAGAAAAUAAAUGGCUAUCAAAUUCAACCCUGUCCUUGUGACUCUCUUUGUGGUGGCUUCCACCAUUCUCCUCCAUAUCUCCGACGCAAGAAGCGUCCGGAGAGAGGCUUUGGCGGGCGAUUGGGAGCCCAUAACCAGUAUAACGGAGGAGGUGACAGAGAUAGGAAAAUUUGCGGUGGAUGAACACAACAAAAAGGCCAAGACAACAUUAGAGUUUCAAAAAGUAAUAAAAGGAGAAAAUCAAGUUAUUGAGGGAAUAAAUUAUCGGUUGGUCAUCGAGGCCAAGGACGGUGAUUCGACGCAUAACUACUUGGCUGAGGUGUGGGAUAAGCCUGAUAAAUCUAAGAGUCUCACUACCUUUAAACAAUUACCAGAAGCGUAGAACAAAAAUGUAUUUUUAGUUUUUUACCUAAGUUUCAUUGAUAAAUUAAAAUGUUAGAUCUGAAUGGACGAAGUGUAUUAUCUUCUAAAGAAAUUUAAUGUGAUUUAUAGAAUUUAAUGAAAUGAAUCUUCAAUUAAUAUGGGUAUGUUUUGCAUGA
Molecule: messenger RNA, 546 nt
Organism: Solanum stenotomum
Lineage: Eukaryota; Viridiplantae; Streptophyta; Magnoliopsida; Solanales; Solanaceae
Product: cysteine proteinase inhibitor 1-like
Exons: 1
Coding region: 18-389 (123 amino acids)
Molecular function (GO): cysteine-type endopeptidase inhibitor activity
Source: RefSeq, a predicted model, not a curated record